This is a messenger RNA of Ipomoea triloba (trilobed morning glory), 1035 nucleotides long. RefSeq names its product squamosa promoter-binding-like protein 6. The transcript has 3 exons. The coding region runs from base 1 to 1035 and encodes 344 amino acids. Gene Ontology annotation, molecular function: DNA binding. The record is from RefSeq and is a predicted model, not a curated record. Gene Ontology annotation, cellular component: nucleus. Lineage: Eukaryota; Viridiplantae; Streptophyta; Magnoliopsida; Solanales; Convolvulaceae.
AUGGAGUCGUCUUGGAGCAAUAGUUUGGAAGGAGGCUUUUGGGUUUCUGAUAAUGGCCUCGAAUUCCCAGUUGAAACCCUGAAAAGAACCACAAAUAAUCCUCAAACUGAGAGGAACUUAAUCCCAUUCUGUGAAGGGGAAUUAUUCAUGGUUGAUAUGAUGUGGAACUCUCUAGUAAGUUCUUCAAGUGCUGACAAAGAUGAUGAAGAAGAUGAUGGUGUUAUCAAGAUGUUAUCAUCUGAAUCUUCAUUGCCAUCGAAAAGACCCAGAACUGCAAAUCACGAAGAAAUUAAGGGAAGACAAUGUUCUUCACCGACAUAUACACAACAAGACAUUGUGAUGAAGUUUAGUUCGCAGGUUCCUGUCUGCCAAGUUCAUGGCUGUAACAGAGAUCUUAGAUCCUCUAAACACUACCACAGAAAGCAUAAAGUGUGUUCUGAGCAUUCUAUGGCUGCCCAAGUUGUUGUUAAUGGAGCUGAGCAGCGUUUCUGCCAACAAUGCAGCAGGUUUCAUAUAAUUGCAGAAUUUGACGACAAAAAACGCAGUUGUCGCAAGCGCCUUACACAGCACAAUGAGCGCAGACGAAAGCCUAUGAACCAAAUUCACUGGGGGCCUGCAGCAAGGUUCUUAGAUAUGUCUUCCCAGAGGCUGCCAAUACCAUUCCACUUUCCUGCAGAACUUUCCCAAACUUAUUUUUUCCAUGACAUCUAUGGGAAGAACAGUAGCUGCCAAAUUGAAUCAACAGUGCAACAAUCAAAUGCUCACACCAAUGCCAAUCAGCACAACCCACAAAAACAAGCUUCCAUGGAAACUUUAUCAGCUGCAGGCCGAAAAUCCAGACGUCGUGCUUUCUCUCUUCUGUCAGCAGAACCAACUAGAUUCACAUUACAUGGCUGCAAUGGAGGUUUUAACAAUGGAGCUGAUCAGCCAGAAGGAAAUUGUCAAGAAAGUGGACCUGUUCUUGAUCUGCAACAGCUAUCAGCUCUGUUCCAAAGGGUGCAGCAGCAGCAGCAACAGGAAUUGCCUUCAUUUUGA